Messenger RNA from Penicillium chermesinum, 2364 nucleotides. Its product is annotated as phosphatidate phosphatase App1 family protein. Gene Ontology annotation, cellular component: actin cortical patch. The coding region runs from base 1 to 2364 and encodes 787 amino acids. The record is from RefSeq and is a predicted model, not a curated record. The transcript has a single exon. Gene Ontology annotation, molecular function: phosphatidate phosphatase activity. NCBI's taxonomy places the organism in Eukaryota, Fungi, Ascomycota, Eurotiomycetes, Eurotiales, Aspergillaceae.
AUGGCGUCGUCCUCGUGGGGUGCAGGGGGAGCGGGGACCGGUGACGGCUCCUAUGUCCCUGGGAGUCGGCGGAAGAAGGCCUACGAGUGGCUAAAGGCCGCGAAUGAAUUGGGCCAGGCGUAUACCGCGCGAUGGACCGGACAGCCCGGUAAUUCACAGGACGAUUAUUACCACACUCCCGGUGCUUUCCCGGAUGUUGAAAUUGCGCGCUCAGGUGAUGAGGAGAUGGUACUAUUUCCAAGCUACGGAAGGCGUUUAACACCCAAGAAGGAGUCGCAGAUGCAGACUCGACAGCGUCGUGAUUCUUGGUCUGAUACUAUCGAUGACUACCGUGGGGUGGCGAAUGGAACCGGCGGGCAACAAAGACCGCGGUGGGAAGAGGAGGAGAUUGCAAAUGCAGUCGCUGAUGUUGAUGUGCGUGGGUGGAUAUAUGCUCCUAGCCGAGGUCCCAUGAACAGAAAGCAUAGGCUUAUGAUCAAGCUGGCGAGGACUCUGAGCGGGAUACCAACCCCUACAGGCGGGGCGAAUGAAGAUGGGCCUGAUCGGCUCAAUGGCAGGAACGACGACGACGAUGUCAACCAUCAAAUGCAGGAUCUCGUUAAUACAGCAGAGCAGGGCGCCGACCAAGCAUGGAAAACUACCCACAGUGAACAAGCUCGGGUCAACCAAGGUCAGCCCGUACCGAUGAACAAGGAUGAGAUCUCGAUGGCAAAUGCGCACUUGAUGGAACGACUUCGACCAUUCUUGACAAAUCCCAUGGCCGGUAUGCCGGUGACUGUGUUUUUCUUUGACGAUCAGCAGAGCGAGUCCCGCAACAUCAUGACAGAUGAGUCUGGCCAUUUCAGCAUUCGAGCGUAUCUGCAAUUCGUGCCUACACAUAUUCGUGUCCUUGCGUCAGAAGACCUCUCUGCUGCUAGACCCAUUGACAUCAUCGAACCAGUGGGCAUAAGCUUGAUCAGCGACAUCGACGACACUAUCAAACACUCGGCCAUUGCCAGUGGUGCAAAAGAAAUUUUCCGGAAUACGUUUGUCCGUGAGCUGGGUGACUUGAAAGUUGAGGGCGUAAGUGAAUGGUACACGCAGCUAGCCAAGAAAGGCGUGGAGAUGCAUUAUGUUUCCAAUGCGCCAUGGCAGCUCUAUCCAUUGCUGGAGCGCUAUUUCAAAAUGGCUGGCUUGCCACCAGGCUCGUUCCAUCUAAAGCAAUAUUCAGGCAUGCUGCAGGGGAUCUUCGAGCCAACAGCAGAGCGUAAGCGGGGCUCCUUGGAGCAGUUGAUGCGCGAUUUCCCCCAGCGCAAAUUUAUCCUUGUUGGCGAUAGUGGCGAAGCUGAUUUGGAGGUCUACACCGACAUCGCUUUGGCGAACCCUGGCAGAAUUCUGGGAAUAUUCAUCCGAGAUGUAACAACGCCGCAGCAGCAACCUUUCUUUGAGAACUCAAACAAGAAUCUCAACCAAGGGCUUCGCAGUCAUACAAUAGCCCAGCCGAAUCAUUCCGACGUGCCGGAAAAUAGACCUGCGCUCCCUCCACGUCGGCCAAUUGAGGUUAUCAUCCCUGCCGAUGAUGCGAAAAACACUCAAGUGGGCAAUUUGAUCGAUCUAGACGACAGUGACACUCCAAACUCCACGAGCCAACCUAUGUCUACUCCAAAGUCACGGUUGCCUCCAACAAAACCAUCCAAACCAUCAUCUCUACGAUCUGCAAUGGAAACUGCCAGGGACAGCGAUGGAAAAGUGUUCUCUCCAGAGCUGAUACGUCGGAAGCCAGUCCCUCCUUUACCACCUCGCCGAGGAUCUGCGGCGAAAACAGAUCCCUUGGUUGAUCAGGAUCAGUCCUCGCCUGUAUCUCGAUCUCAGACACAACCACUUGGGGAAGUCAAUCAACCACCUCGGUCCAAGGCUCCUCCCCCGUUGCCACCGCCUCGGCGAAGCAACACAGCCUCCUCGGCUGCGACUUCAGGAUCUAACACCCCACCGUCAAGGACCCCAGGGCCCGGGCCAAAACCAUCAUACGCUUCGGCAGCACUGAACUAUGCCACUGAACGGCUUAAUCUUUCACAAGCACCGUCCGCUAGCUUACGCCAAUCGCCAUCAAAUCAGUCGCUGGGACGAACAUCAUCUAACCUCAAUUCCGGAAGUUCCAAUGAACCCGGAAUGCCGCCUGCGCCUCUACCCAACAAACGGGAAGAGCUAUGGCGCCGCCGUUGGGAGCGGGCGAGCGGAAUUCUAGAAAAGCACAAUGUGGUGCUGGGAAGCUGGCGUGUCGGGAGUGAUGCACAGCCUGUUUGCCUGUGGUUGGUCGAGGAGGCGUUGAAAAAGAACCAGAACAGUGGGUCGGUCGAUAAUACUGCCGGCCCUUAUCAACGAUAA